CGUGCCAAAUUCACCAGUCAAUCCACAACAUAAUUAUCAGCACAAGAUGGCGCUGUCCCUUGACUUUCAAAACCGAGUUCUAUAUGCUUGUUCGUGCUCGCAACUGGCUCCUUUGAGUGACCUCUACUUUUGUAGACACUGUAAGGUUCCACGGUGCCAAGAUUGUGUGUUUUCUACUGUUGAAAGUUUCUCUUGUCCUCAUUGUUUUGAAGCUUGUAGUGUAACCACUGAGCUAAAAGCCAAGAAAGGACGUUGUAAUCAUUGUUUUCAGUGUCCUCAAUGCUCAUCAACACUCACAACUCGCUCAGUCAUUGUUCCUAGUGAGGUUCUAGCUCAAGGCGAGCAGCCCCCAUCGAAAGAUAUCAUGUUGGGGUCUUCCUCAGCACGUACACCUUCAAAAAUGACUCCACCUACAAUUACUUCGACAUUGAAGUCACCAGGAGGCACCAAAGUUUACUUUCUCUCCUGUUCUCACUGCAAAUGGAGUACUCGAGAUGUUGGUAUCAAGGACAAGCGUUCACCAGCCGAUUUCAAAGAUAAAGUCAGCCUUCAUCAAGCAAGAAUCAGUGAGCUUGUCAACUUCUACAAAGAGUAUGCUCUUCAAGAUGUGGCAGAACGUGAAAAGGUAAAGAAACCCCCCACUACCCGUCGGGCUCGAACUUAUGGAGGUAUGCUCGACCCGACCAAGUUUAAGCCAUUACUGUCUUGUGGUAGCGACAGUCCUACAACUAAGCGAAGAGGCAGCUCUCAAAUAUCCUGGGACUGCAAUAUUUGUGAAAAGAUGAAAGCAAAACCUACUGAUCCUGUUCCUCCUAGUCAAGAUUUGUAUUCCAAACCUCUAAACCUUGCUGAAACACCGUCUGUACUUCAGCGUUUGAUGGACCCGUCAUUCCAACCGUACUCUUCUUCAAAUUUUUGGCCUCGUCAACUUUUUCUAAUUGCUAAAAAACUGCAUCGCUGCAAUGGUUGUGACCACAUUCUGAUCAAAGCUGAAAUGAAUCCGGGGUCUAUUCGCUUUAAAAUUCAGCAAAUUGCUUGGCAUGUAUUCCCUCACAUUUGCAUUGUGGAAAAUCCUAGCUUGGAGGCUGGUAAAGAAUCGGAAGUGCUUCUCUCUAUUUCAAAUCCUGUGAACUACUCAAUGAGUGUAUCAUUUCAACAGUUUGAUCCAAAUAAAACCCGAGUUAAGGAAACGGUUUCACCGUGUUCACUCCCAGACUCCUUGUUCCUGCUUACCCCAAAUGAUGACCUUGGGGACCUGCUUGACGAACAUACCAAUAUUAAAGAUGAUCCUCAAGUUGUUCAUUCACGGCAUCCCGGCAAGUUGAUUCUCAAGUUUCGUGUGACUGCACAAGAUGUUUCAGAAAGCAUCAAGUUUAUGUUUGAGAUGGUAUUCAGUCACAAGCCUAUGAUUGAGGCAGAUCAGAACCAUGACGAAACUACAGUAAAAGUACCUGUGUUGGUACGAUUGUUGAGAUGUAUAUAAGUGUAGCAAUUAUAGUUUUAGGUAUUGCCCUUGGUAUUGUCAUAGGUUUCCUUUACGGUAUUGUAAAUUUAUUGUUGGAACUUAUCACA
This is a messenger RNA of Halichondria panicea, 1572 nucleotides long. Its product is annotated as dynactin subunit 4-like. Gene Ontology annotation, cellular component: dynactin complex. NCBI's taxonomy places the organism in Eukaryota, Metazoa, Porifera, Demospongiae, Suberitida, Halichondriidae. The transcript has a single exon. The record is from RefSeq and is a predicted model, not a curated record. Bases 47 to 1483 code for a protein of 478 amino acids.